AUGGCGAGCCCCGCACGCCCGCGGCAGGAGCUGGCGGCCGAGGAGCGGCGGCUCCGCGGCGCGGCCCCGACGGUGCCCCGCGACGCCAAGCGGGAGGCGGCGGGGGAGCGGCUGGAGGCGGCGGCGGCGGGCGAAGAUUGUUGCGGCAAGUGCAAGAAGCGGGUGCAGUUCGCCGACUCGCUGGGGCUGAGCCUCGCCAGCGUCAAGCACUUCAGCGACGCCGAGGAGCCGCAGGUGCCGCCCGCCGCGCUGUCGCACCUGCAGAGCCCGCCCGGCGAGGAGCGGGACCCGCCGCCGCCCGGCGCCGAGCCCCCGCCGCCCGCGCUGCUCCUGGUGCCCGACUUCCCCGACGGCGGCGAGCCCGGCGCCGAGCGCCUGCGGCGGCAGCGCGUCUGCCUGGAGCGCCUGGGGCGGCCCGCGGCGCCCACCGACGUGCGGGGCACGGUGCAAGUGCUGGGCGGCCCCGGCCCCAAGGAGGUGACGGUGCGCUACACCUUCAACGAGUGGCUCUCCUUCGUGGACGUCCCGGCCGCGCCCCUGCCCCCCGAGCCGCCGGCCGAGCGCUACGGCUUCGCCCUGUGCGUGCCGCCGAGCCUGCGGGAGGGCUCGGCCCUGCACUUCGCCAUCCGCUACCGCAGCCCGCAGGGCGAGUUCUGGGACAACAACGGCGGCCGCAACUACACGCUGCGCUGCUGCGGCUGCCCCGGGGGCGGCCCCGCCGCCGUCCCGCCGGGCCCCGCCGCCCCCCGCUACUGA
Molecule: messenger RNA, 756 nt
Organism: Hirundo rustica (Barn swallow)
Lineage: Eukaryota; Metazoa; Chordata; Aves; Passeriformes; Hirundinidae
Gene: PPP1R3G
Product: protein phosphatase 1 regulatory subunit 3G
Exons: 2
Coding region: 1-756 (251 amino acids)
Biological process (GO): regulation of glycogen biosynthetic process
Cellular component (GO): protein phosphatase type 1 complex
Molecular function (GO): glycogen binding; protein phosphatase 1 binding
Source: RefSeq, a predicted model, not a curated record